Molecule: messenger RNA, 8142 nt
Organism: Carcharodon carcharias (great white shark)
Lineage: Eukaryota; Metazoa; Chordata; Chondrichthyes; Lamniformes; Lamnidae
Gene: ppm1f
Product: protein phosphatase, Mg2+/Mn2+ dependent, 1F
Exons: 8
Coding region: 125-1276 (383 amino acids)
Biological process (GO): negative regulation of protein kinase activity; protein dephosphorylation
Cellular component (GO): cytosol
Molecular function (GO): cation binding; protein serine/threonine phosphatase activity
Source: RefSeq, a predicted model, not a curated record
GCUGCGCUGCGAUAGCGGACUUGCGCAGUCUGGCUGCCAGCGGGUGGCUGACAGUUGGAGGAGCGUGAGCUGUUGGUUAGUCCGGCCCUGGCAGUGACCGCUAACAACGCGGGAUGAAGCAGCAAUGACCGCCACGCUGGAAAAGGGCUGGCCGGUGGUGGCACCGGACGACAAGGAGGUGCAGCGGCUCUUGGACUUUUUCGUGCAGGAGUUUCCGACUCCCCUAGGCCCCGACGACUCGUUACCUGUUCGCCUGCAAAGCCCGAAACUGAGCUGGGAGGAGGUGGAGGGGGAAUGUGCCGAAAUGGGACGGAAGCUGCUGCGGGACAGAAAUCUGCCACCUGUCCUUGCUGCCACUUUGAUCCAUGCUGCUAUUGCACAUGUGCUACAAUUGGAUAUCCCUACGUUUAGAGACAAAAAGGAACCUGGUCAGGAUGCGGAAGAGCUUGUCUUGCUGGAAGGAGAACCAGUGGCCCGAUCAUUCUUUAACAAAUUGCUGGGAGUCUGCUAUGAGUGGAUGAAAGAACUACAAUUACUGCAUCUACCAAAACAAUAUUUAAAAGUUUCCAGCUACGCUAUCCGUAACACACGGAGAAAGAUGGAGGACAGACAUGUAGCACUGCCCGAGUUGAACGCUCUCUUUGGCAUUAAGGAUGCAAAAGAGAGGGCGUAUUUUGCUGUGUUUGAUGGUCAUGGUGGAGUGGAUGCUGCUGUCUAUGCUGCAACACACCUCCAUGUCAACCUUGUACAUCAGGAAGUGUUUUCAACUCAGCCAGAUGAGGCGUUAAGGCGGGCCUUCAAACAGACAGAUGAGAUGUUUCUUCAGAGAGCCAAGAGAAAGAAAUUACGGAGUGGUACCACUGGAGUGGCAGCCUUGAUUAUUGGUGAUUUACUGCAUGUGGCCUGGCUUGGGGACUCGCAGGUGAUGAUGGUACGACAGGGCCUGGUCAUGACCCUUAUGGACCCACACAAACCUGAGAAUGAAAGUGAAAAACAGAGGAUUGAAGAUCUUGGUGGGUGUGUUGUAUUUCUGGGAUGUUGGCGUGUAAAUGGAACUCUUGCAGUCUCUAGAGCGAUUGGGGACAUUGACCAAAAACCAUACAUUUCGGGGGAUGCAGAUAGUGCUUCGUUCAAAUUGGAUGGCACGGAGGACUACAUUGUUUUGGCCUGUGAUGGCUUCUUUGAUGGAAUUGAACCUUCCAAAGUUGUGGACCUUGUGCAAGAACACUUGCAAGAAAACGCAGCUGUUCUGAUGCAAGCUUUUCUCAGGAACUAAUCUGAUAAGUAUUUCGGGAGCAGGCUGUUUCAUCUACCUGAGAACUCUGAAAUCGAGAUAUUCUGAGCUGACAUCAAUGAGUGUAAGUAAUUCUAUGCCAGUCUAAUUAGGUGACAGUGGGUGGUGUUGCAGGAUUUUUAAAUUAUUAAUAAUAAUAAUAAUCUUACACUAUUGCAUGCAUUUUAAAGCACUCUAUUCCAAUCUCUCUUAUCUGGCCCAGAAGAAAAAUCAAUGAUUGAAAGAGAGAACAAUAGUGAGACUGAAUGGUUAGUGGGUUAGCCCAUUGGUGAACUGCUCCCACUGCCACCAUGUUGACUAGGUUCCCUGUGGUAAAGUUGCAAGCUUGCAUAAUGUUUAUUAAUUUUCCCAAAUUAUUUUUAAGUAUGUCAAGUUUUCAAGCACCCUUGUGUACUGAUUUGCCUCCAGCAGAAAAAGCAGGCUGACUAUUUUAGUGCCUUAUUCUGCCCCUUGUAUGCAGUACAGACUAUCUAAUGAUUUGUACUGUUCUAUCAAUACAGUACAGGCUAACCAUUAGUGCCUUAUACCUUUCCAUGCAGCUACAGUAUUGUUACAUACUGCACAGUGUAACAUGACUUCAUUCCCUUCUCUUGUCAAGAGAGGAAAAAUAAGUGUCAAUUAACCACAAAGCCUUGCUUAGGUCUUUGAUUUGGUGCUGAGUUUGGAGAAUUCAUUUUAUUGCUUGUGUUGAAGAGUUUGGAUGGAUGAAUGUAUUGUGGUUUUAUGCAACUGGAAUUGUUUUGAUCUGUUGCAGAAAUGUAAGGAUUUUGUCAGUAGUUUAGUAACUGCUGAAUUAAGUAAUAGUGAAUGAUGUCUCUGAUGUUGUGUAUUCUAGGACAUGUGGUAGAGUUCUACCUCCAUCCAUCCUUAAUUUUUGUAACUUAAUGAGUAAAUUACAUAGAAUCCUCCGAAGGACCAGGGCCCACAAAUGUAUUCAUUUUCUGAAGUAAUGAAAGCUAAUGUGCAAAGCAGCUUUCCAAAAGCAAGUUUUGUUUUGAAACUGGAAAAAUCAUAAUACUAGAGACUAUUUUGAGGAUCUUUAUAUUUUUUCAUGGGAUGUGGGUAUUACUAGCAGGGGCAGAAUUUAUUGCCCAUCCCUAACUGCCCUUGAAAAGGUGGUGGUGAGAGGGUUUCUUGAACCACUGUGGUAUGUGUGUAGGUACACCCUCACUGUAAGGGAGGGAAUUCCAGGAUUUUGACCUAGCACUGAUGAAGGAAUGACAAUAUAUUCCAAAUCAGAGUGGUGUGCGAUUUGGAGGGGAACUUGGAGGUGAUGGUGUUCCAAGCAACUGCUGUCCAUGUUCUUUUAGUCGGUUGAGGUUGCGUGUUUGAGAAAUGCUGUUGAAGGAACCUCAAGUUGCUGCAAUAUAUCUUGAAGAUGGCAUACACUACAGCCAUGGUUUACUAGCGGGAGAGGGAAUGAAUGUUAAGCUGGUGGCAUCCAUUAUGUCGUACCCCUUAAUUUCUGUUCUGAAAAAAGUAGUUUGCUGGGACAUGGUUCAAUAGAUGCCAAUAAUCUCCAAUACCUCUCCCAAGUAGUCAUUUGCUUUGUUAGCACGUUGGGAGAUGACUUGAACAGCUCAACCUAAUUUUAUUCUCACGUGACGCACACUUUCGAGUAAGGAUUCCUUGGUAGAGAUUAGAAAACAAACAGGAUUAAUUUUUUAUGCUUCAAGGGCAAUCCACAAGAUAAGCUGACUCAGCAUAGACCAGGGAUGACAACUUUGAAAAUAUCCAGUUGUAUGAUUUCAUACCACAUGGGUUGUGCUUUUGCCUGACAGGCCAUCAGGGCACUUUUUCUUUUGUCAAUUCACACAGUUAUUUUCUGUUACUUUGAUUUUUUUUAAACAAAACUUUAUCAAGACAAGUUACCUAUAAUCUAUGGCAGUGGCUUGAGAUCUUUUGCUAAAUUCAAAGUAUGAUGUUGCCCCAGAAAAUAUGACUUCAGGUGGGGAAGAGGAAUCAACCCAUCCUAAGAAAUGAAAGGUUUUCCUUAUGUCGCAAAACUUGACAACAUAAAUUUGGGUUCCUAUGUUCUGAUGUUGGAUUAUAGAAGCUGUUGACUGCAAAUCCUCCAGUUACAUCAGCUUACCUUGCCUGAACUUUUCCUUUGCUGAAAUGUUGCUGAGAGAUAUUAGGGUGUGCUCAUUGUUGUAUUCCAACAUGAUAUAUAUCUGCUAACUGUCACAGGUUCUUAAUCUUCUAUCUUCUUUUUAAUUGUACUAAUUAUUUUCUGCUUUCGCAACCUUGAAAGGAAACUGCACAAAUACAUUAAAGAACUAUAGCACAUUAACUUAAAAAUUUGAGUGACAAAUGUCCAUUUGGCCCAUUGAAGCUUGUCCCUUCUAUACUCUGAUUCAUUCAACAUAAUGCCCAACUGCAUUUAGAAUGUCCCUAAUGUUAUUUAUGUUCCUUGGUAGAGCAUUCCAAAUAUUUCAGUUUUUCAAUGUUGUGUUUUUGUUAUUUGCCAAAUCUGUCCUAGAUAGUCUUUUUCUCAAAGCACUAUUGUGUUAAUCUUACCACUAUACUUCAAUACUUUUUAUACUCUGACCCCAACCCCCAAUUUUUUCUAUCCCCAUCUCCUUCCAUAAGAACAUUUUUAUUGCUUUCUUUGCACCUAAUCUAUUGCUUAUUUCCCCAUUGAAACAGGAUGACUAAAAUGCAUGCCAUAUUUAAAAAGGAAGUCUGCCUUUGAGUCUGAUGGUUAUAUAGCCUUAACAUUGUCUCUGUAGAUUUAAAAGUUCAUUUUUGUCACUACAUAUUGUCUUUUUUUUAUAAAUGCUUCUCCACAUUGUCUCAACAUUGAAAUGUACUGUUUCAGCUCAGUCCCUUUAUAUGUCUCUAUGCACUGAUUUUCUUCACUUAAUUCAUAUCUUAGUUGCUUUUUUAGCCUGAUAUGCAAUACUUUAUUUUUGUUUGUCAUUACACAACUGAUCUAAAUUCUCCUGCAUCCACUGCAUCUAUUGCUGCCCCUAUUUUAAUAUGUAAAUUUAAUAAGAUAGAAUCGGUUUGUGUAUCCAAAUUAUUUUUGUACAUAAACAGUCUGUCAGGCAUCAAUUGCUGUAAUCCUUCGCUCAACAUCUCUCUAGUACUAGUUCCAAUUUGUAUACAGAUUCUUGCCGAGAUAAAUGUUAGCUGUGUUUUAGGAUGCCUCACACUGCUGAGGUGAUGAGGUUGGGCAGUUGAUAGAAAAUGACAGAAAAAGAACAGGUUAUUUCUGUUGACAGCUCUGGAGUAUCUGACUCCUAUUGCAGUAGGACACCGCUGGGUAUUUGAGAACACCAUUGUAUAAGACUGUGCACAACUUUUACAUAAUGGGAGGGUGGGCAAAAGUUGGGGGGGGUGGGUGGCAUCAGAACAAUGCCAUAUCUUUAUUAAUAUGUUACAUUUGAUACCUGUCUGGUUCAUUACUGAUGAACCAGUCUCUGGCAGAUGAUAAUCAUUCUUAAUUCUUAAGUCAAUCUUUUACAAUUUAUAUUGCUGUUUGAGUGUUCUGAUUUUGUGAGGGUUCCUUACUGAACCCCUAACAAUGUUUUUGCACUGUUUGUUUAUAGAAAGUGCAGGGCUGAUAAUAUUCUGGUGCCUGUGUAUACUUAUCUGAUUUAUUUUACUUGCCUUUUCUAAUUGCGUUUUUACUGUGUUUGAUAUAACCACAAUACUUUAUAAUCUGAUUUUAUUUAUUCACAUUGCAUGAUAUGAACAUAUAUUUUUUUAAGCAAACCUGCAAAUUGCUAAGUUGGGAGAUUGUGCCUGGUGCGGUUUUGUGCAUGUUGAAGUGCUGUGCAGCUAAAGGAACCCUGUAAUGGAAAGUCCUCCUGUGUACUACCAUGAGCAUUGCUUACGCUUACCAGCAAAAAAUUUUUUCUAAACGUUACAUUGUCAUCUACUAAAGAUCUGAAAUAUUUGAGCCAGAAGGUAACAGAAGCACUUACCUUACUAUAAAUAAUUGUUACAUGCAUAGAAUAUUUAGUGGCAAGGUAUUUCUGUCUUGCUUCCACAGCAGUUUAUAUAUUAGGGUCUGUUACUGUCAGAUAUAUUUCCCCAGAGUACCUUGGGUCACUCUCAAGUCCUACAGGAUAUCAACUGCAGAUACUGAUUUUGUAAUCUCCAAUUUAAUAUCAAGUGUCUGUAUCAGAAGUGAGGAAAUGCAUACAAGGUGAAUUAUUGGGAGAAAUAGCUGUCUUGAACAUGGCAUAUACUUAUUCUGUUCCCACAGGAAUGUUACUUUUUGUUUUUGGGCUUUCCACAAACUCUGUGCACAUGACUGCUGUGAGGUCAAAUCUACAAUGUGAUCCUUUGGUCUAUGCAGGGUUUGUACCUGCAUCUAGUAAGAUGUAUGUUGGCUGAUAUGUUUUUCUCAAGUGUUCAACAGCAGGACUAUGGAACGCAAUUGGUCAACAACUUUUGAUUUGUUAGUUAAAGAUAGAAAAUGUCAGAUCUGCUGAAUGUUUCAGCAAGAAAAACCAUUAACCUGAAACGUUAAUUCUGUUUCUUUCUUCACAGAUGCUGCCAGAUCUGCUGAGUGUUUCCAGCAUUUUCUGCUUUUAUUUCAGAUUUUCAGCAUCUAGAGCAUUUUGCUUUUGUUUUAUUGGUUCUUCAUAUGUGGAUGACACUGGCAAGACUGUAUGUAUUACCCAUCCCUAAUUACCCUGAAAAGGUUGAACCACUCCAGUCCUUGAGAUGAUGCCACUACAAUUAUUAUAGAUAGGACGUUGAGUUCAGUGGUGGGGUUCUCACUAAACAAACUGGCCUGCCCUGGAUGAUGUUGAGCUUCUUGAAUAUUGCUGGUUCUGCCCUGUCUAGGCAAGUGAUGAGUAUCCCAUCAAAUUCUGCACAAGCUCUAAAGACAUAUCCAUGUGUCUAGUAUUAUCUGUCUUUAUACCACAUUGACUUUUCACUUCCAGGAAAUAUUUUUCAUAUUUGACCAUUAGAACAGAUGUAUCAUGAGAAUAAAGUUUCACAAUGUUACAAAAACAACUCUUAAAUAUCAGAAUGAAUCCCAUUUAAAGUUCAAAAUGUAUACUGUUUACCACUUUGAUAUAAAUACUGGUAUGUACCUGAUUCUGUACCGUGGGAUAUAAUCCAUGCCCCAUUGGUAGCAUUGUCUCAACCUGUGAUGUUUUCAGGGCACUCCACUCAAUGACAUACAUUUAUAUAGUACCUUUAAUAUACUAAAACAUCCCAAGGUGCUUCACAGGAGCAUUAUAAAACAAAAGAUGAUGCCAAGCCACAGAGAUAUUAGAUCAGAUGGCCAAAAGUUUGGACUUAAAGGGAGAAAGCAAAGUAGAGAGGGUAUUCCAGAGAACCCACCAGUUCUUAUAAUGAAUCCUGUAUUUCCAAUCUAAAGCACACCAAAAUGGCUGCUGGGUUUGGCUUGCACUUGUAGCAACAGCUCUUCACUUAGCAAUAGUAGUAAUGACAAUGAUCAAGAGCACUCAUAGUUUUACAAUAAAUGACACCACAGCAUUGCUAGUUAAAAGCAUUUGGGACAGUUGCACUGUAACUAUAUAUUAACAACUUUGAGGCAGAGGUAGAGAUCCAUCUAUUUGACAGCAUCAAACUCCCCAUUAAUUACCGUAAUACAUUUUUAUAUCUAAUGAUGCCCAUAUACUGCUAAUCUAUACAAGGAUUUUAGUAAUUCCUGAUGGCAUACUUGAGGACUUAAUGCCCAAAAACUGGCUUGCUGAAUUUAUCAUGAUAAAGUGCAGAUAAUUGCAAUUCCAGCUUAUAUAAAAAAAGUGUAUGCUUCGGAUGAUAGAAAGCAUACAGCACUUGGCAGCCAUCAGCACACUCACAUCUGGGUUGAGUGACAGUUCACUGCAGUGUUUUACUGGUCUCAUUAAAGAAUCAAACUCCCACAAUGUUGUGCUGCUGCCAUAAGUUGAUUUGAGGUUUUCUAGGCAAUGUGUAUGUAAAUUGGUCAGCUUUAUGUUGCACCAUUAAUUGAAUUUAAGGGUUGGCUAUAAAAUGGUGUAGACCUAAGCACCAAUAUUAAUGGUCUUUGUUCUCAUCCUGUAAAACUUUAAUUGGAUAAUUAUAGUUAACAGUAACUGUAAACUAGUUUGAGCACAACCUCCACUAUUUCAUCAUGUAGAACUGAGUAGGAACAAGAAAAGGAAGUAACCCUGUGGCUAAUUUACAGUGCCAAAGGUAGGUUUACAGCAGAUAAGGUUUUUUCCUGCCAUACCUCGUCUAUUGUGGCGACUGUUAACAUUUAAUAAUUUGUAGGAAAAGUACAAAUAUAACAAACUUGCAGAUCUGUUGUUCUUGUCUGGAUGGUCUGCUCCUGCUGAUGUCUCUCUCUCUUCCCUCCCAUCUCCCUUAUCUCCUCCCUAUGUUUUGGUGCUGCUGACUUGUAAUCCAUUUGAAAACCAUUUUUAUUCCAUUGACCAGUAGAUGACUUGGGGCUAAAAUACACUCUAUUUUUCUCUUGUGUGCAGCCAAUUCACUGAAAUGUGUGGGCUAUUUAAUUUUUUUGUGCAGCCGAACAGUGUGGUAACUUAAGGUUGAUUUGUUCACAGCCAGUGUGGGAAUUUUGGGUUGCUGCAUAAUCAUUCUGCCUAGAGGGAACAGUACUUGAGGCUAUAGACAGGACUCCAAUGAGCUGUUUCUCUUCAGACAACAUUGCACAAAACCAACAGGAAGCAACUUGGUGUCAAAGAUUUAUCUCAAAAGUAUUUAUUUAUCUGCUAAAUUAAAUCUUUUGUCACUGCUACAAUAGGAUGACUUACUAAACUGAGUUUGAAACCUGUGUUAUCUCUAUUAUUCUUAUUGUGGAUGGGUUAUUAACUAUCCUGAAAUGUUUCUAUGACACAGUAUUAUCUAUUAAUAAAGAUAUAUGCAACUUC